This is a messenger RNA of Sphaeramia orbicularis (orbiculate cardinalfish), 5135 nucleotides long. It is a transcript of the gene atad2, whose product is annotated as ATPase family AAA domain containing 2. Gene Ontology annotation, biological process: nucleosome disassembly; nucleosome assembly; transcription initiation-coupled chromatin remodeling. The record is from RefSeq and is a predicted model, not a curated record. Lineage: Eukaryota; Metazoa; Chordata; Actinopteri; Kurtiformes; Apogonidae. The transcript is spliced from 31 exons. Gene Ontology annotation, cellular component: nucleus. Gene Ontology annotation, molecular function: histone binding; ATP hydrolysis activity; ATP binding. The coding region runs from base 619 to 4998 and encodes 1459 amino acids.
CCAGCUUUCAAGUAAAACCUACAGGAUUUCUUCUAAAUGUGUCCUUUUUGUCGUAAACGUGUAUAAAAUGUGUUGCUGUAAAACAUGUUUUAUGAUAAAAGCCACCGGCUGACGUUCCGGAAGCUUGACAGGCCCAGCAACAGUAACCAAGGGGGCGGGGCUUAGGGCGGGUCCAGUAGAGCGCGCUCUGGCAAAAACAGUUGAAGCAAGGCGCGCUCUACAACAACCGGAACCUCUUUCCAGUUUCUCCAUGUAUCAGUCCGCCUUCCUACAUUAAAAGACAUUCUGCAUCUGAUUUGCAAAUAAAACUGUCAGUAUCUGAUAAAAGUAGUCAGUUUGGUUAUUUACGGAACUUCUAAUCAUUCCCCCGUGUAUGGUUCGCUCUUAAUUUAGCUCAGAGAUCUAUGUUUCCAGGCGGAAGCUCCUAUCUGCUUCGAUCACAGCCUCCUGAUGACGUUUGUGGCGCCAGAAAUCAAGGCUAUACCGGAGAACCGGAGUCCGUCAGCUGCUGGUGUUCACCCGCUGCCGGUUAUGAGAACGGCAUCGAAAGGCCUUUUAACGCACACAGCGCCUCUUUCCCCGUGGUCGGUACUCGUAUGAGGUCAGGUUCCAGUCAAAAUGGUGAUUCUUCGCAGCAGCGGCGGUGGCGGAGCGGAGCCGGCGGCUACACCGAAGAGGAGGUCACUGGACCUGGACACCAGCUCCGAGUUUCUGUCGCUCCUUCCCGCGUCGCAGAGAAAGUCCGCCAGGCUGACCAGGUCCUCCCGGGCCCUGGAUGACAGCUUUAGCAGCCCCGAAAACAGCACGGCCAACGGUCACACUAACAUGAAGAGGGAAGGGAGGAGUUUUAACGGUCCUCUGAAGACCAGGGGACAGAGAGUCAAACUAGAGGUGUCAUUUGCAGACAUGGAGCCAAAGACGAGCUCACCUGUGAGCGAGGACAAGGCCGGAGGCUGCACCAGGAAAUCUACGAGACUCCAGAAAGAGGGAAAAGCAUCAACAGGCAAACAACAAGCAGAUUUACCUGAUGAAGUUGAGGAGUCGUCCACUCCAAAGAGGAGUCGCUUUGACCUCCAGAGGGAGGAGGAGGAGGAGGAUCAGUCAGUGAGGAGGAGCUCCCGAAUCACCAGAUACAAACUGGAUUCCAGAAAACAGUCGGUGCUUUACGACCGCCUCAUCACCAACACUGCUGAGGCCGUUCUCCAGAAGAUGGAUGAUAUGCAGAAGAUGAGACGGCGACUGAGGAGCAGAGACACUAAAGAGGAGCUGGGUGUUUACACCAGAGGCAGACUGAGGAGGUCACUGAGGUCAGAGAUGAAGAACAAAGACACAGAGGAGGAAGAGGAGGAGGAGGAGAACCGAGGAGGAGACGAGGAAGACGAGCAGGAUGAAGAGGAGGAGGAGGGAGAUGGAGAGGAUGAAGAUGACGAGGAAGAGGAGGACGAAGAAGAAGAUGACGCUGAGGAUGAAGAAGAGGAAAACCAACGCCGCUACGACUUUAGACAGCGGAAGACCGUGGACCGAUACCAGGCCCCACAGGAAGGACCCAGAGAGACCAGGAAACACAGUAUGUACUUCAAGCGUCACUCGUCUCCAACCCGACGGCGGUUCCGGUUCAGCUCCCGGGCCCCCAGGAGCCCCUACAACAUCCGCAGAACCAGCCGGAGUGGUUCUCAGAGGAGGAGACACGCUAUCCACAGCAGCGACUCCACGUCCUCGUCCUCGUCCUCUGACGAUGAGAAGUUCCAGAGAAGGAGAAGUAAGAGCAGAACCAGAUCUGUCAACAGAUGUUUGCCCAUGAACCUGGUUAAAGAAGACCUACUGGGGAUCCACAAGGACCGCAUGAAGAUCGGAGCCAGUCUAGCUGAUGUGGACCCCAUGCACAUCGACAGGACGGUGCGUUUCGACAGUAUCGGAGGGUUGAGUCGACACAUCUCAGCGCUGAAGGAGAUGGUGGUCUUCCCUCUACUUUACCCAGAAGUCUUUGAGAGGUUCAAGAUUCAGCCACCACGGGGCUGCCUGUUCUAUGGUCCGCCGGGCACCGGGAAAACACUGGUGGCCAGAGCGUUGGCCAACGAGUGCAGCCAGGGCGAAAGAAAAGUGUCGUUCUUCAUGAGGAAAGGAGCCGACUGCCUGAGUAAAUGGGUGGGAGAGUCGGAGAGGCAGCUUCGACUGCUGUUCGAUCAGGCGUACCAGAUGCGUCCAUCCAUCAUCUUCUUUGAUGAAAUUGAUGGUUUGGCUCCAGUGAGGUCCAGUCGACAGGACCAGAUCCACAGUUCCAUCGUAUCGACUCUGCUGGCGCUGAUGGAUGGGUUGGACAGCAGAGGAGAAGUGGUGGUGAUUGGAGCCACAAACAGACUGGACUCUAUCGAUCCGGCUCUGCGAAGACCAGGACGCUUUGACAGAGAGUUCCUGUUCGGCCUUCCAGACAGAGAGGCAAGAAAGGACAUUCUGAAGAUCCACACCAGACAGUGGACUCCUCCUCCUUCAGACGCUUUUCUGGAAGAAUUGUCAGAUAAAUGUGUUGGUUACUGUGGCGCAGACAUUAAGGCCGUUUGCUCAGAAGCAGCUCUCUGUGCCUUACGACGACGCUAUCCUCAAAUAUACUCCUCAUCGCAAAAGCUGGUGCUCGACGUCAACUCCAUCGCAAUCUCAAACCGAGACUUCAUGGCUGCCAUGUCCAAGAUGGUGCCGGCUGCCCAGAGAGCUGUGGUUUCACCGGCCAAAGCCCUCAUUCCUGUCGUCCGUCCUCUGUUGAGCGCCGCUUUACAGGACAUCCUCCAGACGGUCCAAAAGGUCUUCCCUCACGCUGAGCAGGGCCUGAAGAGGAAGAGAGAACCAGAUGCUCCUGUUUCACUGUCUGAAGACGAGCUGAUGUUUAGUGAGGACGAAGACACAGACGUCUGCUCCAGUGGACAGACGUCUCAAAGUCAACUCAGAAAAUCUGCUGCUACCAAUAUCGUCAACCUCAACAGGUCUGUGUUGAGCCAGCCCAUGUCCUACCGGCCCAGGCUGCUAUUACAAGGCCGACCCGGCUCGGGUCAGAGCUCCCACCUGGCUCCUGCCGUCCUCCAUGCUCUGGAGAAGUUCACCGUCUACACCCUGGACAUGGCGGUGCUGUUUGGAGUCAGCGCGACCACACCAGAGGAGACAUGUGCUCAGGUCUUUGUUGAAGCCAAGCGGACGUCUCCCAGUGUUCUGUAUGUCCCUCACAUUGGACAGUGGUGGGAGACGGUGGGUCCAGCCUUAAGGGCCACCUUCCUCAGCCUCCUCAGCUCCAUCCCUGCCUUUGCUCCCAUUCUGCUGCUGGCGACAUGUAACCUGCAUUAUGAGCAGCUCAGUGUGGAGGUUCAGGAGUUGUUCCGAGUAGAAUAUGGAGAAGUUUUCCACGUCCCAAUCCCGACAAGCAGAGAAAGAAGAAACUUCUUUGAGGAUCUAAUUCUGAACCAGACCACCAAGGCCCCCGCCUCAAAAAAGAAAGCUGUGCUCCAUGCAGUGGAGGUGCUCCCAGUCGCUCCUCCACGCCCCCCACGUCAGCUGACAAAGGAUGAGAUCCAACGGUUGGAGGAGCAGGAGGAAGACACCCUCAGGGAGCUCCGCCUCUUCCUGCGUGAUGUCACCAACCGUCUGUCUCAAGAUAAACGUUUCAAGGCUUUUACAAAGCCUGUGGAUUUAGAGGAGGUUCCAGAUUACGCUGAAGUGAUCAAGAAGCCGAUGGACCUGUCAACAGUUCUAUCCAACAUUGAUCUGCACCGGUACGGGACGGUCAAAGAGUUCCUCCAGGAUGUGGACCUGAUCUGGCAGAACGCCCUGGAGUACAACCCCGACCGAGACCCCUCAGACCGUCAGAUUCGCCACAGGGCAUGUGCGUUGAAGGACACUGUUCACGCCAUUAUUCGACAUGAACUCGAUGAAGAUUUUGAGAAGAUCUGUGAGGAGAUCAAAGCAUCACGCAGCAGAAGAGGUUGUUCCACAGGUCAGUUUGCCCCCUCCUACUACCACGUCCUCCCCAAACCUGCAGAGACCAAGACCAGUGAAUCCACCCCACAAAGAGACACCACAGGGACCAUGACAGUAGCCCCUGUCGCCACCACCACCGUUACCACGCCCAAAACCUCAGGCCAGAAGAAGAAACGACGGAAGAGUCGCUGGUCUUCUGGCAUCAUCACCAAGAGGAAGACCACCUCCUGUCCUCACGUGUCCAGAGACGACGCCCACUCUGAGGAUGAGGACGAUGGCGAUGAUGAAGAAGAGGCUGACAAGGGGCCAGAAGCAGAGCAGGGGGAGGUGACGGGCGGAGAGGGGGAGGCGAUGGUGUGUGAUGAUGCUGAACCUGAAGGUCAGCAGAGGAAGGAGGUGACAAAGGAAACUGGAAACCACCAGAAUGAGGACAAAGGACAGACCCCAGAGGGACACCAGAUGGAGUUGAUGGAUGCACAAAAGCACAACAGUGAUGACGCAGCAGCGAACUACGGCGUGGAGCACCAUUCAGAGACGGGAGGACACCCCCACGGAGAGUGUGACACCGUAGAGGGACAUCCAACCAGUGACCAAAAGGAGAUGGAGACCCAGAUGGGGGGACAGGAAGAGGUGGACAGGGACACUGAGCUCAGCAGCCAUACUGAGGCCAUGGGGGCGGAGCCAAUGGAAACGUCAACAGCUGAGACGUGUGGAGGCGUCCGAGAGGACAAUGGCGGAACAGAGCGGAGUGUGCGACGUAUGACCCGGGCUCUGAAGAACGCCGUUCAGAAGCAGCAGGUGAUGGACGUGGACAAGGCCCUGCAGAUCCUGGACCAGGACACGCCCCCUGUGGUGGUGGACAGGGACAGACUGAAGGAGCUGCUGGAACGGCUGGUGUCUCAGACCGAAGGCUAUGAGCUCCAUCAGCUGGAGAAACUGUACGCUCUGUUGUGUCAGAGCAUCUACAGACACAGACGAGAGUACGACAAGACGCCACUGAUACAGGAGUUGGAGCAGGAGGUCACAGACUUCUGUUGACUUCCACACUGACACCGUUUUUCCUCUAAACUGUGUAAAUACAAACAUUUCUUCUAUUUUCUUAGACGCCUGUUUCUUUGUGCUCCACUUCAGCCUUUGUACUCCCUGUUUAUACUGAAUAAACAGAUUCAAUCAGC